AACAAAAAUGCGCCACGUGAGCAAUAAUUCGGAUGAGCAAGAAGUCGUGUCUCUGGUUGCACAAUAGAAGCUAAGCUAAGCUAAGGUAAGCUGCUUCCUCUCCUCUCCUCUCCUUCAUGCUAAUGCAAACUCUCUCUCUCUCUCUCUCUCUCCUCUUCAUCCAUGGAAGUUAACCUCUCUUUCUCUCUCAACCACCACCGCUCCCUCGCCCUAACCUCCCGCACUCCCUCCCUCUCCACUCUCCGCACUCACUUCCUCGGCUCCCUCCACGCUCUCCGCCCUCCUCCCCCCUCCCUCCGCUCCCGCAACAACCGCCGCAACAACCUCCGCCUCCUCCGCCUCCACUCCCCUCGCUUCGUCUUCAAGGCCUCCUUCACUUCUCACUCCGUCAUCGUCCUCGUCCUCGUCGUCACUCUCUCCGCCGUUUCCUUCCUCCACUUCACUCUCAACAAGAGAAAGAAAUCUCUCAACCAGACACGUGGACAUGCCAAAUUUGUGUUGUCGCCGCAGGGAACUAGUGUUGGGAACCAGGUCAUUGAUGGACAGAUUCUCGGUUUUCCGGAAUUUCAAACCGAUAAUAAUAGCACACUGGCUGAAAUGGCCAAGUUGAAGGAACACCAUGAGGAAGACUACCUAUUUUUGAAAUCUUCGGUGGUGCAGGAAGUGGCCGUCGCGACUGAGGCAUCAGAGUCUUCGUCGUCUGUUAUUGACUCCGGUGCCAAUAGUAACAGCUCCAAGGUAUUGGAUGAGUCUUUUUUAUCAAUGUCUUUCCCGCCAAGUUCGUUGCAGCCUCUAGAGUUUGCUGAGGAAAUGGCUAUACAAGUGGAAGAAAGUCAAGAUAAAGUUGACUCUGAUCUCGAGUUGCCUUUGGAUAUGGUUAAAUCUGAGCAUACUGCUUCUCCUGCUUGUGUAAAUGAUGCAUUGGCGACGGUUGAUGAACAUACUAAGGAAAAAAUUGAACUAGGUGCCAUCAAUGGUGAUUUCUUUUUCAGUGAAUCAGUCAGGGAGGGGCUGUACAUGUUUUAUGAGGAUAACAAGUCUGCAACUGGAUCCAUGACACCACUGAGUGGUUUAAAGUCAUUUUCUCCCCGUGCUUCUUUUAUGAAUAAAAAAGGAUUUCCCUCAGCGAUGGGAAAUGGCACACUAAAAUCAUCAGGACUAUCUACAGAUAUUUCUCUUCAAAGGGCAGAACACGUCAAAGGAGCAGUUAAAAUUUCCAGUCACAAAGAAGGCUACCCUCCACAACUUGUGAGUAAAAUCUUGAGGAAAGGCAGCAGCUCUUUAAGAGACAGGGAAAGGAACAAUAUGGAUCACAAUAAUAACAAUGUUUUCCCCCUGAAUGCUCACUCAAUCAAGGUGCAUGUUGAUCAGAAAAAUGAUCAGAUCAUGGUGCAUGAUGAUCAGACAAUUGAUCCUUCAAAGCAUCUUAACAAAUACAAUAAUUUGCUAAAAGCUGGCAGGUUACAUGAAUGUGUGGAAUUGCUUAAAGAUGUGGAAACAAAGGGUUUAUUGGACAUGACCAAGGUUUAUCAUGCCAAGUUUUUUAACAUCUGCAAGAAACGGAAGGCUGUUAAAGAAGCUUUUGAUUACACUAGGCUUAUUCCAAAUCCAACGCUGAGUACAUUUACUAUGCUUAUGUCAGUGUGUGCACGCUCCCAAGAUUCAGAAAGGGCUUUCCAAGUUUUGCAGCUUCUUAAGGAUGCUCGACUAGAACCUGAUUGCAAACUUUAUACCACUUUGAUAUUAACUUGUGCAAAGAGUGGGAAAGUUGAUCUAAUGUUUGAAGUGUUUCACAAGAUGGUUAAUUCUGGAGUGGAACCUAAUGUUCAUACCUAUGGAGCACUUAUUGAUGGUUGUGCUAGAGCUGGGCAAGUAGCUAAGGCAUUUGGUGCUUAUGGGAUAAUGAGGUCAAAGAACGUGAAGCCAGAUCGUGUUGUAUUCAAUGCACUUAUAUCUGCUUGUGCCCAAUCAGGAGCAGUAGAUCGUGCUUUUGAUGUGUUAGCAGAAAUGGCAGCUGAAACACAACCCAUCAACCCAGAUCACAUAACUAUAGGUGCAUUGUUGAAGGCAUGUACAAAAUGUGGUCAGGUUGAACGAGCACAGGAAGUGUACAAGAUGAUACAAAAAUAUAACAUAAAGGGAUGUCCAGAAGUUUACACCAUUGCCAUUAAUUCUUGCAGCCAAACUGGAGAUUGGGAAUUCGCUCGAACUGUAUACAAUGACAUGACCCAGAACGGGAUCCUCCCAGAUGAGAUGUUUCUAAGUGCACUAAUAGAUGUUGCUGGGCAUGCUAAAAUGCUGGAUGCUGCCUUUGAUGUCUUGCAAGAAGCCCGUAAAGGAGGAAUUAAUAUUGGAAUAAUGUCAUAUAGCUCAUUGAUGGGUGCCUGUAGCAAUGCAAGAAAUUGGCAGAAAGCAUUGGAGCUAUAUGAAUAUAUUAAAUCUCUUAAAUUGACGAUAACAGUUUCAACAAUUAAUGCUUUGCUCACUGCACUUUGUGAUGGAGAUCAAUUUCAAAAGGCUUUGGAGGUUUUAUUUGAAAUGAAAGGAUUAGGAUUGCGUCCAAACAGUAUCACGUACUCAAUACUUAUAGUGGCCAGCGAGAAAAAGGAUGAUAUGGAAGCAGCUCAAAUGCUCCUUUCUCAAGCCAAAAAAGACGGUGUAGCAACUAAUCUCAUCAUGAGUCGAUGCAUAAUUGGAAUGUGCCUGCGGAGAUUUGAGAGCGCUUGCCUUAUUGGUGAACCAGUUUUAUCUUUUGAUUCAGGACGGGCACAAGUUGAUAACAAAUGGACAUCACUGGCCUUAAUGGUGUAUCGUGAAACAAUUGAAGCUGGUGAAAAACCUACAAGUGAAAUAUUGUCACAAAUUCUGGGAUGCCUGCAACUCCCGUAUGAUACAUCUGUGAAAAAUAGACUUGUUGAGAACCUAAGAGUAAGUGCAGAAACUUCAAGAAGGUCAAGCCUCUGUUCAUUAAUAGAUGGAUUUGGUGAAUAUGAUCCUCGUGCAUUUUCAAUACUUGAGGAAUCUGCUUCACAUGGAGUUGUUCCAUCGGUAUCAUUUAAAGUGAGUCCUAUAGUUAUUGAUGCUAAAGAAUUGCAUGCUUCUACUGCUGAGGUGUACCUGAUAACUGUUUUGAAAGGUCUCAAGCAUCGACUAGCAGCAGGUGCAAGAUUGCCCAAUAUAAUCAUUUUAUUGCCAGUUCAGAAAACAGAAGUUGUGUCUCCCAAGGGGAAGAAGAUUAUUAACCUUGCAGGAAGAGCUGGCCAAGCAAUUGCAGCGUUAUUGAGGAGGCUUCAGAUUCCUUGCCAGGGUAAUGAAUCGAAUGGGAAGCUUAGAAUUAACGGUGUGGCUCUGAAAAAAUGGUUUCAGCCGAAACUUGCAUCUCCAUUUAGUGGUAAUCUGGGAUCUCCAGCAACAUUCAGAGGAAAACAAGGUGAUUGGAGCUCAUCCCUAUCACGACUGGGCAGAAGUAUUAGUCUUCAGCAACGAAACAUCCGAACUCGCAAUCUAUCUUUGGACUAAAGUGUUCAUGUUUUGAUUACCAGCGGAAGACAAGCAUUCACUAAACCAUGCAUCUUAAUGUUUUUUCAAUAUAUAAGUUGAAAGCUCCUUCAUCCUAUCCUAAUGGUAUAAUAGAAGAGUGAUUUAGACCCAAGAAAGCAGAUAAUGCCUUCUUGAGUGCUGAGGUCAUUGAAUGCUAGGAGCAGGGAAACUAUAGGACAUCUCAGCAAGUUCAUUUUGGUGAACAAGGUUAUACCCGCGAUAGAAUGAAUAUAAAUGGCUCACAACUCUUUCUUUUGUGAUUACCUGCAGCUAGGUCAUGGCCUUUGCAACGCGGAUUAUAUAUAUGUAUAUGUAUGAUGAUAGAGAUGCAGAUAUUUCAUGUAUGUGCUAUCGUUACAUGUAUUUUUUGUCUAGAACUCUCCAGAUGUAAACUAAAAAAUCAGACGAUUUUGAUAUUUUUUAUAAGAUCUUUCAGUAUAUUCUAUCUUCGUA
This is a messenger RNA of Cajanus cajan (pigeon pea), 3993 nucleotides long. RefSeq names its product Pentatricopeptide repeat (PPR) superfamily protein (gene MRL1). Gene Ontology annotation, molecular function: protein binding. NCBI's taxonomy places the organism in Eukaryota, Viridiplantae, Streptophyta, Magnoliopsida, Fabales, Fabaceae. The record is from RefSeq and is a predicted model, not a curated record.